AUGGAUCACGAUUAUAAGGAUACGAUGAUGGAUUGUUAUCCUCGUAUCGUGGGUCUCUUUCAGGACGCCCUCCACGCUUAUCUCGAACAGGCAAGUCGCGCUCUCUUCCAGGCCUUGGCUCUCUUGAGGACUGAUGGUGUUCUCGUUCAGGGCGAUAUGACUCCCGUUCAGGCCGCGCGGAUCGAGCCUUGCGACGAGGCGAAUCCGGGGGCGGUCCAAACGGUGGAGGACUUAGGUUUCGCGAUCGUCUAUCAGGUCCUGCACUGUGACCACGACGUUCAGGUCUUCCUGGGCUUCGUGGGCGGCGGCCUCUUUCCGACUUAUAACGUCGGGGUGGUGGUCCAGACGACGCAUCGGUUGCUGGCUCUCUUCGUACUCUGCGGGGUGGAGCGUCAUCGUAAGGGUCAUACGUUCUCUCCGGAUCGGGAGCAAUAA
Molecule: messenger RNA, 435 nt
Organism: Fusarium graminearum PH-1
Lineage: Eukaryota; Fungi; Ascomycota; Sordariomycetes; Hypocreales; Nectriaceae
Exons: 2
Coding region: 1-435 (144 amino acids)
Source: RefSeq, a predicted model, not a curated record